GUGCAAAAAUGGCAGGCGCCCGUUAUUCGCCUGUCCUCCCCCAACUUGAUUGAGAGGAAGAGCCCAAAACCCUUUCCCAUCUCUCGUCCUUUCCUUCUAACUCCUUUGCUCACUUCUCUCUCUCUCUCUCUCUCUCUCUCCCCCCCCCCCCCUUCCUUUCUUCGGAACGAAGGGAAAACCCUACUGAUCGCCUCGUUCUAAACCCUAAGAGAGGUCUUCUAGUCUGUGCACUCCAAGGGCGGAGCCUGCGAGACCGGAGCUGCUUCGCCUGAGAAUGUCCCCACCGGCUGUCGAAUUCCCUCCGACCUCAAUCCCUGUAGGUGCUUGUGGCUCCGUUGAUGGAUCGGCGGUCCCACAAGCAUCGCGUCCAAGGUUUAUUAAGGUGAGGAGGCACUUGAAGUCCAGGACCGUGCCCAGUGAUCAGAAGAGCUCAGCUUCUGAUUCGUUCGGUUCGGUUCCCGCUGGUUCUGAUCGAGUCAAAAUCAGCGAUGGGAACGGAAAUGUACAUAGCCGCGGUAAUGAAUCCGUCAGGGUUAGCUCUUCGUCUGAUCAUGCUGGUUUUUCGUUUACUGGAGCUGGGAGGACUUCUGUGGUAAGCUUGAAUUCCUCAGAGAACCAUGCUGACUUUGGGAAGAAGGGUCAUUCUGAUUUUGUUUUUGGCUCUAGUCAGUUCCAUCCGGCAUCAAAUUCCAACUCAGAUAGUAAGGGUGUCUGCGAACACUUUGGAAAGCUCAAUUUGGGUGAUAAUUGGAAGAUGAAAGUGGAGGCAGCAGCAGGGAAUCAGGGAGCUAAGGCUAGUGAUGCUAUAUUCAAUUUCCAUUCUGAAGGGAACUGGAACCUGGGUCAGGGUUUGGAAAGUGGUGUAUUUGUAUUUAAAGGCAACGCACAUGGAAGUUCAAUUCACGACGAAAGCAGGGGAGGGAAGAGCUCUGGUGAGGUGAGGUCAAGAAGUAUCGAUCUUGACCUGAAAAACCAAGAUGACAACUUUGAUGUUGCUGACAGAGCUAAAGCAUCGGACCUGAAUUCUGAGGUUAUGUCUGAGGCUGCAUUUCGGUUAAGAAAAGAUGCCGAGGCAUCUCAACUGUGUCAGGGAAACUUGCCGGCUGCCUCAGUUGAGCAUAUCAAGAACCCAAAUAUAGAGGUCUGUGAUGCUGUUCAGAAUGAUCGUAAAUCCCAAAUAGCUGAUGAGAAUAUAUUCGUAUUUGGAAGCUGUGGUAAUUUUUCGAGUCAGUCUGCUGGAAACUCUAGCUGUGGGCCAUCUGUAUAUGUGGCAAAUGCAGAUCCUUCAAGUCUUAAAACAAAUUUGUUUUCGAAGUCGACAGGAUUUGAGUUCAGCCAGAAGAGUGACACUAGAGGUCGUAAAAUAACUGAGAAGAAGGGCAAGUCGAUGAAACGGUCUGCAGUUAACUUAUCUACAGGGAAGCAGUAUUUGCCAGAGGAAAAAAAUGCCGAUGAAAACUCAAGCACCUCCAAUUGCUAUUCACCCAUGGAUUUUUCUCCUUAUCAGGAAAGUAGAGUAGACCAUCUGUCUUCACAGGAAGUGCAAACAAAUGAGCCAUUGAGUGGUAAUUGUGUACCAAAGUUGUCAUGUUUGAUGGAAACUACUGAUGGUGGGUUUGAUGUUUCUAGCAGUUCUGGAGAUAGAUUGGGUAAAAUUGCAAGUGGUUCAACACGUAUAGUGACUGUUUCAGGAACUGAAACUGCUGCACAUCAACCUGACAGUGAUCGAGUUUGCAGCGGUGGCACAGUGAAUAGUAUUUCUUUGGGUUCAGAGAAAUCAGAUCAAGGAAGUUUUGCCUUCUCAUCUUCAGCUUCUCCAAAAAUUAGUUCUUUGAGUGGUAAAGAUCAGCUUAGAAAGAGUAACGUGGAACAUAAUUCUGCUUCCUCCGCUUCAACCACAGGUUCAACCGUGAAGGAUGCAUCUUUCUCCAUCAGAGGAGAGAGUGGAUCCACUUCUGAUAAAAGAGGUUCACUGAAGAAAGCUCCAGUAGGAGAGCCCACAGUUUCUAGGAAAUUGCGUCCAAGACUCAUGAAGUUGAGGAAGCACUCGCAUGGGAGGUCAGAGGCUGCAUCAACUCAUACGAAGGCUAAUCCAAUUUAUGCAGUUCCUGAUGGUCUGUUUCAAGUGAAACUCAACUAUGCUGAUAGUUCAACUUUAGAUAAUACUGCCACCCAGGACGUUAACUACUCAUAUAGAAAUGCCAGUCUUCUAUUUGGUGGUUCUGGUAGGACAUCUGCUUCAAAGUCGAAUGAAUCAGUGGAAGAAUAUCCUUUCUCAGAAUGUGGGAAGCAUGAUAACAUUGCUUCCUUUUCUGAUGCAAAUUAUGGCGGUUUGCAAUCAACGUCCCAGUUUUAUGAAGGAAAGUUUCCCACAGGUGUAAAUGGAUCUGAUUGUGAUGACAAGAAAGUAUUUGGUUGUUCCAAUGGCUUCAAAAGUUUUUGCAAUUAUGAGUCGAUGUCAAAGUGUAGAACGGAAGAGAUUGGUGAAAAGAUGGGAAAUUUGAGUUCCACUGAUUCUGGAAAGGACAAAACCAGUGUGGAAUCUGGUUUUGUGUUUGGCUCCAGUCGUUUUCCUACUGAUUGGGGUUCUGAUGAUGGUGUUUUCAUAUUUAAAAGCAGCUCCAAGCGAAGCUCAAUAGUUGGAGAAAGCUCGCUGCCAGAGAAUGAUCAUGGGACAAAGCCAAAUGUUGACCAUCUUGGGAGUACUUGCAACAUUUUUAAUAGUGGAAAUCAUGGUUUAGAUGUAGGUGGAAAGGAUGAAAGUGAUCUUUCUCCUAAACUUCCAGAUGGCAUGCAGAAAUUAGAUAUUCAUGACGGUGAGAACACUGAUGGCAAUCAUAGAAGUAAAGUCACAGGACAUGGUGAGCCUCAUUUUGUUUUCAGAAGUGGUACUGAUGCAUCUGACAUGCAUGCUGAUAGCUUUCCAAGUUCGUGCAGUGAUCAGAUCAAGAAUCAAAAUACAGGGGUUUGUGAUAGUGUUGAGAAUGGGAGCAAUAUCAGAAGUGCUGGCAAGGAUCAUUUCAUGUUUGGGCAUGGGGAUAGAGUACCUGGUGAGUUUCCUUCAACUGCCAGCAACAAGCCAUUUAUAUUUCGGACAGGGUCAACUGAGACCGCCGCUGUGAUAAAUGGUGCACCCUAUAAAGUGAAUAGCGGUACCCCUUUGAGUGAAGAUGGAAGAAAAGAUGCACUCGGUGCCAUGAGCCCAGCUGAUGGAAGACAGUCAUCUAAAGAUCCAAGUAUGCUAAAUAGGAAGUCUUGCUUAUUUCCAGAGCCGAAUACUGAAUUUAAAUUCUGUGGAAGGGCUGGAUCCUUAAGGAAAAAGAAACUUGGGAAGCAGGGAAAGUUGAGAUCAUACUCUAGAGAUAAGGUAAAUAUCGGGAAGCAGAAUGUUACAAGGGAAGACCAUCUUCAAGAGAAGGCAGAAACCCCUUACUGUUUUUCGUCCAUGGACUUUUCUCCUAGUAAUGAACAUGAAGCAGUGAAUCAGUUUUCAAGAAAAUCUUCAGCUGAGCCUGCUGAUGAUUGUCUGCAAGGUUUCAGUACCGGUGAGGAAGGAUUAGAUAUUGAUAAUAAAAAUACUUUUAGUUUCAGAGAAAAUUAUUUUAACGCGGACACUGAGAAUCUCUGCAAUAUGGUGGGAGAUGGAAUUUCUUCUAUCAGGGAUAGCGAUGUUAACCUUUCUAAAACUGAAGAACGUCCCAGCCAGAUGCAAUUUUCUUUUGCUUCAAGGGUGGAAAAAGAAAAUCAAGGAGGCUUUGUCUUCUCUGCAUCAACCCCAGUCGGACUUGGACCACCUGGAAGGAAGCGCCUGCAUAAGAAAAGAAAUAGUGCCCAAAGGGCUUCUGUUUCUUUUGUUCUUCAUCCAAAUUCAAACUCUUCCACUACUUUACCCUCUGAGACAACAUCUGGUUCAAGAGGAGAUGCAUCAUGUGUGCAUGAAGAUGAAGUCAAGUCAAGUCUGAAAGGACGAGAAACGUGUGAACAGAAGGAAGUCUCUUCAUCUGCUUCAAUACAAGAAGCAUGUGAAAAGUGGCGAUUCAGGGGAAACCAAGCUUACAAAAAUGGGCAUUUCUCAAGAGCGGAGAGGUUCUACACAAAAGGAAUCAAUUCAGUGCCUUCUCAUGAAACAUCAGGAUGCUGCCUCAAGCCUCUUUUAUUAUGCUACAGCAACCGAGCAGCUUCUCGUAUGUCUGUUGGUAGGCUAAGGGAAGCAAUUGAUGAUUGCACUAGGGCUGCAGUGCUGGAUCCCAACUUCCUGAAAGUCCAAAUAAGGGCAGCGAACUGCCAUCUUGUGCUUGGAGAAAUUGAAAAUGCAUUAAGCUGUUUCAAUAAGUGCUUGGAAUCUGGAGCCAAUGUCUGUUUGGAUCGUAGACUCAUAAUUGACGCAGCAGAUGGCCUACAGAGGGCCCAGAAAGUGGCUGAGUAUAUUAAGCUCUCUGCAAAGAUUUUGGAAGAAAAAUGUUCCGACGCUGAAUCGAGAGCCCUGGAAAUUAUUUCAGAGGCCAUGUCAAUCAGCAAAUUCUCGGAGAAAUUGCUCCAAAUGAAAGCAGAAGCACUUUAUAAGUCGCGGAAGUACCAAGAGGUCGUUCAGCUUUGCGAUCAGUCUCUUAUUAUUGCUGAGAAGAAUUUUUCCACAUUGGAUACGCCUAAUGGAUCAGAAGAUGUCGAUGAUUCCAAAUGUGAAGGGAAGAUGAGUGUUAGACUCUGGAGGUUCUUAUGGAUGGCCAAGUCUAAUUUUUGCUUGGGAAGGCUUGACGAGGCACUCGAUUUACUUCGAAAGGUGGAAAGGACUGGAUGUAUCAGCGACGGAUCUCUGUCUGAGUUUAUGGCAUCAGCAGCUUCGCUAUCUUCCACCAUACGUAAGCUUUUAGACUGCAAGAAUUCAGGAAAUGAAGCAUUUCGAUCGAAGAAGUACGCAGAAGCAGUGGAGCAUUAUACUACUGCUCUAUCAAGCAGUAGUGAAUCACGGCCUUUCGCAGCAAUCUGUUUCUGCAAUCGAGCUGCUGCUCAUCAGGCACUAGGCCAAAUUGCUGAUGCCAUUGCAGACUGCAGUCUAGCAAUUGCCCUUGAUGGAAAUUAUGCAAAGGCUGUUUCUAGAAGAGCCACCUUGCAUGAAUUGAUUAGGCACUACGAGCAAGCAGCUGCUGAUGACUGCAAGCUUAUAUCAAUCCUUCAAAGUCAGUCCAAUCAGAAGAAUAAAGCAUCUGGCGGGCCUAGUGACAGGGCCAACGAACUAAAGAAAGCUUAUAAGCACAAGUCGUCCAUGGAAGAGGAAGCCAAGAAGGAAAUACACCUGGACUUUUACCACAUUCUGGGAGUGAAAAAGACAGACACUGCAGCAGAUAUCAAGAAGGCUUAUCGUAAAGCAGUUUUGAGACAUCACCCAGACAAGGCUGGUCAGCUCCUGCGGAAUGACAAUGGCUAUGAUGGACAGCUCUGGAAAGAAAUUGCUGAACUGGUUCAUGAGGAUGCUGAUAGGCUCUUUAAGAUAAUUGGAGAAGCGUAUGCAGUUCUCUCAGACUCCUCAAAGCGUGCAAAGUAUGAUCUUGAAGAGGAAACUAGGUAGAACCCGAAGGAAAGCAGUGGAUACAGCAGUUACUAUAGGAACUCAUCGGACUUCUCUGACUUCCCAUCAUGGAGAAGCAGCAGCAGACGGUAUGAGCACGAGAAUUGGAAGACUUAUGGAGAUUCAUACUCCUAGUGGUAGAAAGCUUAUGGAAUAAUUCCGUAGAUCUUCGCAUAGGAAACUUGGGAUUCAAACUUGCUUUACGUCAAGGACUGCUGAAGACCAGUGAGGACUAUCUGGCAAAUAAUCUGAGACCAGAUGGGACGUCUAUGACAGAGCGCCAUUUUCACACCCAUCAGAGUCAUCGAAGAUUCAAAUAAAUCAAUCCGCCUGCUCUGCAUUAUCCGCCAAGUAUAGAUGCAUAAACUGCAGGUAAGUGUUCAGUCUGCUUUCCCGCAUACAAGAGGAAACUACUCUCCCUGGAUUCAUCGCGUUCUUUGGCGGCUGCUUGCGAUGGAAUCAGCCCGGCUUCCUGCUUGGGAAGAGAUAUAUAUCUAUACACGUACACGCCUGUCUUCACAAUUGAAGUUCUUUGAUUGUUGAUUGAGGCAUGUACUCGAACAAGAACCCGGGUGGUUGUAAUGUUGAUUUCUAUGGAUGAGAAAUCUCUCCCCAGCCAUUUACAAGAGACUCAUGCGUAUCAUCUUGGCUGCGAAUCUAUUGAGACGGUUGACAAGCUAGUCGAAUAACUAUCA
This is a messenger RNA of Punica granatum (pomegranate), 6261 nucleotides long. The record is from RefSeq and is a predicted model, not a curated record. Lineage: Eukaryota; Viridiplantae; Streptophyta; Magnoliopsida; Myrtales; Lythraceae.